Cervus elaphus (red deer) is the source of this 489-nucleotide messenger RNA. RefSeq names its product transcription factor BTF3-like. The record is from RefSeq and is a predicted model, not a curated record. The coding region runs from base 1 to 489 and encodes 162 amino acids. The transcript has a single exon. Lineage: Eukaryota; Metazoa; Chordata; Mammalia; Artiodactyla; Cervidae. Gene Ontology annotation, cellular component: nascent polypeptide-associated complex; cytosol.
AUGAAAGAAACUAUCGUGAAUCAGAAUAAACUCGCAAAAUGGCAGGCACAAGUGCAUAUUAGUGGGAAAAAAACUGCUAGCAGAAAGAAGGUGGUUCUUAGAACAGUCACAGCAGACAAUAAAGAAAUUUCAGUUCUCUUUAAAGAAGUUGGAGGUAUAAACAGUAUCUCUGGUAUUGAAGAGGUGAAGAUGUUCACAAACCAAGGAACAGUGAUUCACUUGAACAAUCCUAGAGGUAAGGCCUCUCUGGUAGCAAAGACUUUCACUGUUACAGGCCAUGCUGAGACAAAGCAGCUGACAGAAAUGCUAUCCAGCAUCUUAAACCUGCUUGGCACAGAGAGUCCGACCAGUUUAAGGAGACGGGCUGAGGCUCUGCCCGAACAAUCUGUGGAUGGAAAAGCACCACUUGCCACAGGAGAGGAUGAUGAUGAUGAAGUUCCAGAUGUUGUGGAGAAUUUUGAUGAACCUUCCAAGAAUGAAGCAAAGUAA